Messenger RNA from Hemibagrus wyckioides, 4402 nucleotides. RefSeq names its product dynamin 2b (gene dnm2b). Lineage: Eukaryota; Metazoa; Chordata; Actinopteri; Siluriformes; Bagridae. The record is from RefSeq and is a predicted model, not a curated record. Gene Ontology annotation, molecular function: GTPase activity; GTP binding; microtubule binding. Bases 184 to 2769 code for a protein of 861 amino acids. Gene Ontology annotation, cellular component: microtubule; membrane; cytoplasm. The transcript is spliced from 22 exons.
UAAUGGAAGUUUUCUGACCGGAAAACUUCUGGGUUUUUCCGUUAUUCUUUUUUUCCCUAAACCUCAGUGUUUCUGGUCCCGUGUGUUAUAAACAGAUUAACAUUUAUUAAGCCUUUAUAAUGCAUUUAUAACGGAAUUUUACCUCAGUAUUAUUGAGUAGAUUUUGUGUGAGACUCCUGAGCCAUGGGGAACCGCGGGAUGGAGGAGCUGAUUCCUCUCAUCAACAAGCUCCAGGACGCCUUCAGCUCCAUCGGUCAGAGCUGUCACCUGGACCUGCCCCAGAUCGCCGUGGUCGGCGGACAGAGCGCCGGGAAGAGCUCCGUGCUGGAGAACUUCGUCGGCAGGGAUUUUCUUCCUCGAGGUUCUGGUAUUGUUACUCGUAGACCCCUCAUCCUUCAGCUAGUGAACCACAAAGCAGAGUAUGCUGAGUUCCUGCACUGUAAGGGUCGGAAGUUUGUGGACUUUGACGAGGUGCGUUUGGAGAUCGAGUCCGAGACUGACCGCAUCACCGGUUCUAAUAAAGGAAUCUCACCCAUUCCCAUCAACCUGAGGGUGUACUCUCCUAAUGUACUGAAUCUGACCCUCAUCGAUCUUCCUGGUAUGACCAAGGUUGCCGUCGGCGACCAGCCACAGGACAUCGAGUUCCAAAUAAGGGACAUGCUGUUGCAGUUCAUCACCAGGGAGAGCUGUCUGAUUCUAGCCGUCACUCCCGCCAACACAGACCUUGCCAACUCCGACGCGCUCAAGAUCGCCAAGGAGGUCGACCCCCAGGGUCUGCGCACCAUUGGUGUGAUCACCAAACUGGAUCUGAUGGAUGAAGGGACAGAUGCCCGAGAUAUCCUGGAGAACAAACUACUGCCUCUGCGUAGAGGCUACAUUGGUGUGGUGAACCGCAGUCAGAAGGACAUUGACGGGAGAAAGGAUAUCCGCUCAGCUCUGGCAGCAGAGAGGAAGUUCUUCCUGUCUCACCCUGCGUACAGGCACAUGGCUGAGAGGAUGGGAACACCGUACCUGCAGAAAACACUCAACCAGCAACUAACCAAUCACAUCCGUGACACACUGCCUGGUCUGCGCAGUAAACUGCAGAGUCAGCUGCUGUCCCUGGAGAAGGAGGUGGAGGAGUACAAGAACUUCAAACCUGAUGACCCUACACGCAAAACUAAAGCCCUGCUGCAGAUGGUGCAACAGUUCGGAGUGGACUUUGAGAAGCGGAUUGAGGGAUCUGGUGAUCAAGUGGACACUCUGGAACUUUCUGGAGGAGCUCGAAUUAACCGCAUCUUCCACGAGAGAUUUCCCUUCGAACUUGUCAAGAUGGAGUUUGAUGAGAAAGAACUGAGGAGAGAAAUCAGCUACGCAAUUAAGAACAUUCAUGGUGUGAGGACAGGUUUGUUCACCCCUGACCUGGCGUUUGAGGCCAUAGUGAAAAAGCAGAUCGUUAAGCUGAAGCAGCCGUGUCUCAAAUGCGUGGAUCUGGUCGUGUCCGAACUCUCCGCUCUCGCCCACAAGUGCACAGAAAAGCUGAGUUCGUAUCCUCGACUGAGAGAGGAGACCGAGAGGAUCGUCACCACCUACAUUAGAGAGAGGGACAGCAAGACUAAAGACCAGGUAAUGCUGUUGAUUGACAUUGAACUCUCUUAUAUCAACACCAAUCAUGAAGACUUCAUUGGUUUUGCGAACGCCCAGCAGAGCUCCGCUGUCACCAAGAAGAGAGCUGUUCCCAACCAGGUGAUCAGGAAAGGUUGGCUCACCAUCAACAUCAGCAUAAUGAAGGGCGGCUCCAGGGACUACUGGUUCGUCCUGACCGCUGAGUCACUGUCCUGGUACAAGGACGAGGAGGAGAAAGAGAAGAAGUACAUGCUCCCUCUGGAUAACCUGAAGCUCAGAGAUGUGGAGAAAGGCUUCAUGUCCACCAAACACACUUUUGCUAUCUUUAACACUGAGCAGAGGAAUGUGUAUAAAGACCUGCGUCAGAUCGAGUUGGCGUGUGACACUCAGGAGGACGUGGACAGCUGGAAGGCCUCGUUCCUGCGGGCAGGAGUGUAUCCCGAGAAAGACCAGGUGGAGAAUGGUGAAGGGGCUCCAGUGGACACCAUCUCCAUGGACCCUCAGCUGGAGAGGCAGGUGGAGACCAUCCGGAACUUGGUCGACUCCUACAUCGGCAUCGUCAACAAGAGCAUCCGGGACCUCAUGCCCAAGACCAUCAUGCACCUCAUGAUCAACAGCGCUAAGGAGUUCAUCCACUCUGAGCUGCUGGCGUUCCUGUACUCCAGCGCGGAUCAGAGCGUACUGAUGGAGGAGUGUGCUGAUCAGGCUCAGCACCGAGAAGAGGUCUUGAGGAUGUACCAUGCCCUUAAGGAGGCCCUCAGCAUCAUCAGUGACAUCAGCACCACCACCAUCUCCACCCCCCUGCCCCCACCUGUGGACGACACCUGGAUCAACACAGAGAUUAGUCCUCCUUCUCAGAUGAAACAUCCUAGCUCCGCCCCUCCUCCUGGUCGUCCUCCUGCAGUGAGGGGUCCCACCCCCGGUCCUCCCCCAGGCUCCGCUCCUCCACCAAUGGCUCCACCAAUUCCAUCUAGACCCGGUCCACCACCUGUGAAUGCUUAUGGGGGAGGGGCUCUGGAGCCAAGCUCCGCCCCUCCACCACAGAUUCCCUCUCGCCCUGCCCGAGUUCCCCCUUCCAUACCACCUGGAAUCCCCAGAAGACCUCCAGCAGCUCCAAACAGGCCAACCAUCAUCCGGCCGUCUGAGCCGUCCCUGCUCGACUAAACACACGUGUACAUACACGUGGAAUGAUGAGACAGCCGUCCCUCAUUCGGCAUGCUAAUCAAAAAAAUAUUAUUAUUGUGUGUGUUCCAUUUUCUUAUAACAAAGCAUUUAUCUCUUUAAAUAAUAAGCCACACACCAACUAUGCUAACUAUCUAACGCUAAUUCUACAGUGGACAGCCGUGCAGCGGCGUAGGAUUGAUUCGAGAAAUUUAAUUUUCCUGAAAUUACGAAAGACUCAACAAAGUUAGCUAAUGGUAUUAAUAUGUUUAACUUUAGCAUGGUUUAAUAGUUAAAUAAGAGCCACAUUGUUCAACACAGUAACAUCUUACACCCAGUAAUGAAGUGUGUGUGGAAAAAACCUCUGUUUUAUGUUUAAUUGAAGUGUUUUAUAAUUCAUUUAUUCACAGUAUUUUAUAAAGAAGGCAGUUAUAUUUGAUCAGUAUGUCGCUAAUGUGCCUUAAAGAAAAUGUUUACAGAUAUCAUUAACACUUAGCUGAAAAAGGUGCUGGGAUUCAUUUGAAUAAGCUUUGUGCUAAUAAUCAGCUGUAGCAUAUUCGCUAAUGGAAUGUGUUUGCUAACAUACUAACACUAACGAGGGACCCAAACUGGAACAGUGCCUUGAUUACAACACUCCUUUAUGUUCAAGAGUCUUUACUACAGAUUUAAAGCUUUGCAUUUCGUGUUUGUUUGUAUCUCUAUGCACUUUGAUGCACAGCUACGCUGAGAAAGACGUUAGCUCAGGGUUUCAGUCCCUGCAAAAUGAUGCAAGAGAGUGUGUCGAGGAGAUUAAAAUGUAGUUAAUUACAGAAUUAGUUUAGAAUGGAAUCCGUUUUGCGAGUGCAAUAUGACGCAUUACAGCAACGAAACCGAUCUGAUCUCUUCAGCGGGACGUUACGUAUAAAUUCAUCAGCUACAUGUACAGCUAGAGCUAAAGAGAGAGAGAGCAGGGGGCGGGGCCAAGUGUGUGAGCUUUUUACAAAAUAUCGAUUAGAUCCGACUGUGUGAUUCGUUAAAAUAGUGUUUUGUCGUUAAAGCUGCAGCUACAGAACAUGGCUUUAUACCUGAUGCAAAUAUCUGUUAGCUAACAUACACACACCAGUCAUGCACUAACGUCAGUCAGUUAACUAGCAAUCAUCAGCUAGCUACCAGAGCUAAACGUGCGUGUAAACUUGCUGGCUAGCGUUAGUUAGUUAGCUCUGCUCUCUGUGACCCUCACAGUGUUGUUGUGAUUUGUUAACUCACAUUUAACCGCCAUGUGUUUAUUGCUUUAAACAGGAAGUUAGCUUAGCGAUGAUGUUGGAGCGUCGGAAGAGAUUUCACUUUAUAUUAUUGCUUUCAUAUCUACACUUCAGUAGUUAUAUAAGUUAUAUAUAGUUCAGUUUUAUCAUUGUCUUCUGCAUGCAUUGUUUUAUUUUCUAUUUUUCAGCCUGAACACUUCCUGUGUCUGGCUUUUAUUUUGAAAAUCUUUUUUAUGAAUAUUUUGUAUUUCAGCCAUCAGUGCCUUGUUCUGGUGUUAAAGUGCCUGCUUUAUGAUAAUAAUGUUCCUCAGUUACACCGAUAAACCCAAUGAACAUGAGAUAACGAGAUAACAAGAUAAUGGGAAUGUAAUAAUAAAAAAAGGGAAUUUAACUCA